Molecule: messenger RNA, 1486 nt
Organism: Anguilla anguilla (European eel)
Lineage: Eukaryota; Metazoa; Chordata; Actinopteri; Anguilliformes; Anguillidae
Product: AN1-type zinc finger protein 2A-like
Exons: 10
Coding region: 283-1125 (280 amino acids)
Biological process (GO): proteasome-mediated ubiquitin-dependent protein catabolic process; protein targeting to ER
Cellular component (GO): cytoplasm; endoplasmic reticulum
Molecular function (GO): zinc ion binding
Source: RefSeq, a predicted model, not a curated record
GCGCUUUGUAGGAGGGCCCAGUGACGCGAUUCUAUUAUUACACAGCUAGAUAACAGCUAGCAAGCAAGCUAGAGAAGGAAACAUUUGGUGACAGCUAGUUUGUUGAUCAUUGUUCUUGCUAGCUAUAUAGUAAGAAGUCUGCAUAGUCUAGUGGAUUCGUUGAUUACUUUGGCUCACAGAACAGAAGAGUCUUUUGUAAUCUGGCUGUAUCGAGUGCCUAACUAACGACCCCGUUGAACUUUAAAGCAACAUUAUAGAACUGGUGUUUGCCACCUCAGUGCCAUGGAGUUUCCAGACCUGGGAGAGCACUGUUCAGACAAGUCAUGCAAGCGUUUGGAUUUUCUCCCCAUGAAAUGUGAUGCCUGCGAAGAAAUUUUCUGCAAAGACCACAUUACUUAUGAUAACCACAAGUGUACUUCAGCUUAUAAAAAGGAUGUGCAGGUUCCAGUGUGUCCCCUCUGCAAUACCCCUAUCCCCAUUAAGAGGGGGGAAAUGCCAGACUUUAAAGUCGGGGAGCAUAUAGACCGGGACUGCAAAUCCGACCCCGCGCAGAGGAAGCGGAAGAUCUUUACCAACAAGUGCUCUAAGGGAGGUUGCAAGCAGAAAGAAAUGAUCCGAGUGGCCUGCGACCAGUGCCAUUUGAAUUACUGUCUGAAACACCGGCACCCUUUAGACCACGACUGCGCGGAGGCCGGCCGUCCCGUCUCCAAACCCGGACACGCUGCUCUAAUGAGGUCCCAGGGGGGCUCCUCCUGCGGCGCGGGGCUCUCCGCCACUCGGGGCGCGUCCAGGUCCGUCCCCAACGGCCUGAGCGGGAACGGCAGGCCCCAGCAGGCCAGUGCCCAGAGGAGCCCAGCAGCCACCAUGGCCCACGCCCCAGCAGCCUCCCCGGCACCCAGGGUCAUCCCACAGUCCGCUUCUUUACAGGCCGGCAUGAGCGAGGAGCAGGCCCUGCAGAGAGCUCUGGAGAUGUCCCUGGCAGAGUCGGCCCGCGGCGCCCAGCCCGCGCUGAGUCCGCAGGAGCAGGAGGAUCUGGCUCUGGCCCAGGCCCUCGCUGCCAGUGAGGAAGAGUUCAGACGCCAGCAGCAGAGACAGCAGGUACCCGGCACACUUACCAGUCAGUAGCAUGCUAACAAGACCUGACCUAGGGCAGGGAUUCCAGACAGUCGAACUGCAGCAUGUCGUAGCGCUGCACCCUCCCGAGGGCCUCGACGUGGGACCACAGAUCCGCCAUCUGCACGUGGACAGCCUGGGAAUGUGCUUCUCAUCAGGGAUCCUGGGUUACUGAGCCACAUUCAUCUAACCAAAUGAUCAAGCCAAAGAGCCUCCGCUCUACUUGCUGAUUUGUCUUCGAAAAAAAACACUUUCUACGGAUAUGCAUCAUGUGAUUUCUAUUGAUGGAUCUUUGUAAAUACUUUAUAUAUUCUGGUCUUCUUAAUCGAACCUUUAAACUGAGCUAUUGAAUAAAUUAUUUUAAACAUUCUGA